Messenger RNA from Symbiodinium necroappetens, 813 nucleotides. Lineage: Eukaryota; Dinophyceae; Suessiales; Symbiodiniaceae. The record is from the annotation of a GenBank genome assembly.
AUGCCUCCGGCGAAGUCGCGCGAGCAAGAGGUAAUCUGGUAUGCAUUCCGCGCCUUCGACGUAGACGACGAGAAAGAGGUUACGGUGGAGAAGGUUUUGCAGGCGGCCAGGCUCUUGGAAGGGAAGCUCCAAGCCAGCGAGCAAAUCGCGGAGCUCCUUUCUGUCUUACAAGCCGAGCUCCAACGUCUCCGAGUGCCGAUGAGGCGCGAACGCAUCGAGGAGGCGGAAGAUGAGGACCCGGAUGUCGAGCUGCGUGUUGAAGGAGAGGAGGAAGAGGGAGAGGCAGAGUGGGCACACAUGCCCAGCCAAGCCAGCCAAGAGAUGAACACGUCCACUCUCAAGUCCAUGUCCGCAAAUGUCAGCUUCAAGGAAUCCCACAGGAAUCAGCACAGGAGCAAGUCAAAGAAGGGCUCCUGGCUGCAGCGCAAAGGCCAAGCGAUGAUCGAGCACACCAGGCGCUGGGUCACUCGCCCACGCCUGCUGGACUAUGGGGAGCUGGUGUACUUGUGUGACACACGGCGGAAAGGCGUUGGCCCGGGCAAGAUCCUUUACCGCGCUGCGCGUAAGGAGUUCUUCAGGGUUAUGCUCAAGUACGACUUGGACUUCUAUGAGGUGGUGCACAAGGUCCCGGAGUUGGCGUGGCCUCCCGAGGAUGGGGCUGCUGCUGCGACCCCGUGGUCCUGCUACUGUGCCACGGGGGGCCUCUACUCUUCGAAGCAGCAGAAGCUGCAGGAGAAGGAGAAGGUCGACAAGAAGGAGAAGGCGGCUCGUCAGAGAGAUGACUCGAGCGAUGCCUCAAGUGAGGAGAACUGA